CUUUAAAAGGAGCACAUCAGUAACAAAGCUAGCACUCUUCACCGGUAAAAAUCAAGAAGUAACAAGAGGACACAGCAAAGCAGAAUCACUUGGAAAAGAUGGUACUGGAAACUCUGAAUCCUAUGUGCUACAACAUCACCAGCCUGAUACCAGAUACGAUGCCUGUGGCCACAGCGCCUAUACUCAUUGUCAUGUGCUUUCUGUUUCUAAUGUGGAAACAUAAAGAAACUUCAUCGAUACCAGGGCCAGGAUACUGUAUGGGAAUCGGUCCCCUCAUUUCACAUGGGAGAUUUCUCUGGAUGGGAGUAGGUAAUGCCUGCAACUACUACAAUAAGACAUAUGGAGAAUUUGUGAGAGUUUGGAUCAGCGGUGAAGAAACAUUUAUAAUUAGCAAACCCUCAAGUGUGUUCCAUGUACUGAAACACUGGCAUUACGUUUCUCGAUUUGGGAGCAAGCUUGGAUUACAGUGCAUUGGCAUGUAUGAAAAUGGGAUCAUAUUUAAUAACAAUCCAGCACAUUGGAAAGAAAUUCGACCCUUUUUCACCAAAGCUCUGUCCGGUCCUGGUCUCGUGCGUAUGAUAGCAAUUUGUGUUGAAUCAACAACUGAUCACCUGGAUAAACUAGAGGAAGUAACCACUGAAGUAGGAAACAUCAAUGUGUUGAAUCUUAUGAGACGGAUCAUGCUUGACACAUCUAACAAGCUUUUUCUUGGGAUCCCUUUGGAUGAACAUGCCAUUGUACUUAAGAUUCAAAACUACUUUGAUGCUUGGCAAGCACUUUUAUUAAAGCCCGACAUCUUUUUUAAGAUUUCUUGGCUGUGCAAGAAAUAUGAAGAGGCAGUAAAGGAUCUGAAAGGAGCAAUGGAAAUAUUGAUAGAACAGAAACGACAAAAGCUUUCCACUCUUGAAAAGUUGGAUGAACACAUGGAUUUUGCAUCCCAAUUGAUUUUUGCACAGAACAGAGGGGAUCUGACUGCCGAGAAUGUGAACCAGUGUGUGCUGGAGAUGAUGAUUGCUGCUCCUGACACUCUGUCUGUGACUCUCUUCUUUAUGUUAAUACUGAUUGCAGAGCACCCCACAGUGGAAGAGGAGAUGAUGAGAGAAAUUGAAACUGUUAUGGGUGACAGAGAUAUACAGAGCGAUGACAUGCCAAACUUGAAAACCGUGGAGAAUUUUAUUUAUGAGAGCAUGAGGUAUCAGCCAGUUGUGGACUUGAUCAUGAGAAAAGCUUUACAAGAUGAUGUAAUUGAUGGCUAUCCUGUGAAAAAUGGGACCAACAUUAUUCUCAAUAUUGGACGUAUGCAUAAACUUGAAUUCUUCCCAAAGCCGAAUGAGUUUUCUCUUGAAAAUUUUGAAAAAAAUGUUCCUUCACGCUAUUUCCAACCAUUUGGAUUUGGCCCUCGGGGCUGUGUAGGAAAGUUUAUUGCCAUGGUAAUGAUGAAAGCAAUUCUGGUGACUCUUCUGAGACGGUGCAGAGUACAGACAAUGAAAGGAAGAGGCCUUAACAACAUCCAGAAAAACAAUGACUUAUCCAUGCACCCAAUAGAAAGGCAGCCUCUGCUGGAGAUGGUUUUCACACCAAGAAGAAACACGAACAAGAAUGAGGGUGACUAAAAUGGAUCAGCAUCAGCAUUAAGGUUACAUGGCUUUUUCAGCCAUGG
This is a messenger RNA of Tyto alba (common barn owl), 1660 nucleotides long. RefSeq names its product aromatase. The record is from RefSeq and is a predicted model, not a curated record. The transcript has 10 exons. Gene Ontology annotation, molecular function: monooxygenase activity; heme binding; iron ion binding. Bases 99 to 1613 code for a protein of 504 amino acids. Lineage: Eukaryota; Metazoa; Chordata; Aves; Strigiformes; Tytonidae.